AGGUAAUGAGUAUAUUUCGGGUGGUUUUUGUUCGAAAAAUAAAUACGGAUCAACGAAGUGUCUUAUAUAACUAUAUAUCGUGUACUCGAUUAGUCUUUGUUCUAAAAAAUGAGCGCGAUACGCUGUAACAGUUUAUGGUUAUUUUCGGUUGACCUUAGGAUGUGGUGACGUCACUACCGACCGUUCUGGAAAUAAACGCCAUAGAACAAUAAUGGCGGGUACGUAGGUCCCUUCGUAAUCUCUACGCUAAGUACAAUUGCACAUAUUGCCAGGAGGACAUCGCUGGGUUACGCGUUAAAUGCGUGGAAUGUGCCGACUUUGAUCUGUGCCUACAGUGUUUUUCUGCUGGCGCUGAAAUAGGACAGCACAAAAAUGACCACUCAUAUCAAUUUAUGGAUUCUGGGACAAUAAGCAUAUUUAGUGGAAGAGGCAGUUGGACAGCGAGAGAGCAACUCAGACUUCUUGAUGCGAUUGAACAGUUCGGUUUUGGAAAUUGGGAGGAUAUAAGUAAACACAUUGAAACAAGAACACCUGAUGAGGCUAAAGAAGAAUACAUCGCGAGAUAUCUUGAUGGAAAUAUUGGUAAACAGACAUGGCCUUCGACUGAAAGUUAUAAACCAAACCUGACGGACCAAACUAGCUCCGAUUAUGGACCCUUAUCGCCAGACUUGACCUCACGACUACCACCGCUAGAUGUCACCCCAGAAGAAGCAGCUCAGCUCGGCUACAUGCCACAGCGAGAUGAUUUUGAAAGGGAUUAUAACCACGAAGCAGAGUCUCUGGUUUCUUCGUUGUUUCUUAAUCCAGCUGAAGACGAUGACCUUGACAUUGCGCUGAAGCUGGCUCAAGUUGAUAUGUACACAAAUAAUUUACGUGAACGAGCAAGAAGAAAACGUGUCGUUAGAGAUUAUCAGCUUGUCUCUUCGUUCUUUGCUUCGACAAGAAAAGAUAGAGCGAUCAAGAAAAAGCAGAGCAAAGAAGACAGAGAAUUUCGUGAUAGAAUGCGAACGUUCGCCCAGUUCUACACAGCACAGGAACACGAACAAUUCUUGACCAAUUUGGAACGGGAACGAGAGCUCCGACUACGGCUAACCGAGCUUAGUCGUUACAGAGAGAACGGUAUCACCAGACACGAAGAAUGUGCCCAUUUUGAACAAGUCAUGGCACAGACUCAAGGUCAAACAGAAACGACGGACCAUUGGACUGAAAAGAAAUCUGGCAGCAGUGGGCCGUCCACACCAACACACCGCCAAAUGUUAAAAAAAAGAGAAGAAGAAAAAAGUUGCGGUUUAAUCGACCUAAAAUGCACGUCAAAGGCAGACUCAGCCAGCAACAACUACAUAAUCAAUCAAGCCAGUCCCAAUCGGACGACGAUUCCAGUCAAUCUGUUGGCGGUGCAAGAUAGCCAUACCAAUUCCACCCAUCCCACAAUCGCUUUCUCAAAAACUACUUUGGAGAGAGGCAACAACUCUACUGUUACAGCCAUCAAAGUCUCUCCAAUGGGAUUUACAGUGUCCGAUGCAAGGGACGUAGAGAUGGAAGCAGCAGCUCAACUUCUCACCAAACAAGAGAAGACCUUGUGUCUCCAGCUGGAUAUGAAACCAACGCAGUAUCUUACCCAAAAGACCUUGUUGUUGCAAGAGUAUCUGAAUGGCAAUAGGAGAUCAGGCGUUGCACCUCAGUCUGAGCCGGAGAGCAAGAUCCUUCACUACCUCGUAUCCAAUGGCUGGAUUGCUGCAAACUGACCAACGCAGAACCAAUUCAGUUUAUAGGCGAUGCCUCAUCUCUAAGUCACUUUAGGUCCAUUGCAAGCUAAGUCUUAGGAAUAAUUAAUUUUACUGUAAGUUAUUAUUUGAAUAUUAAUUGAACAGGUGGAAAGAAUUUUACCCUUUUUCAUCAUCCUGCCAAAUCUGUCGCAUUGUUCAAGUUUUCAUAGAUUUAUCUAGCAACCAAGUUCCCUGUCAUGGCUGUAAAGAAAGUUGAACCGUUUACUAGCGGUAAAUUAAUGUAUCAACUAAUUGCUGACAAACUUGACAUUCAACUAGAGAUCUAGUUUUAACUUGCUAUCUCGCGUUGCGUUAAUCUCAUUGUCAAGUAUUGGCAAGAGAUUUAACUAAUCUUUAGGUACCAUUCCGCGACAUUUAUAAUUGUUAAAUUUAAGAAACGUACACAUUGUGUUCACCAAUUACUGUGAUCUUUAUAUUUAUUUCGAGAAGGACUUAUUAGAUCGAUUAAAUUUAUUACUACUCAAUAUUCAAUGCUCCAUUACUAAGAUACUGUCAUCGGUUGUUAUCAAACUGCUCUGGCGACGUCUGUUUGCUUAUAUGUGUCUAAUAAUUUGAGAUCAUGCUUUGUUUUUGAUAAAAUUGAAAAUUUUUGUCUUAGAUUUUUAAAGAGCAAUACCUGAUAUUAUUUCAUCUUAUAAUUAAUGUAAUAUUGUAAGUAGAUGUAUGUAUGUAGGCCGAUAUUUUACAUUAUUAUACGUAUAGCUGUCCUCUUACGCUGAACGCGGUCGACGACUUAUUUUUAGAGAAUUGAAUACCUAAGCUCCGCAUUCUAUUACCCUGAAAUUUUUGCUCAAUUCUAUUGUUUGACAAGUUAUGUUUUCACCUUGUUCAUCAAUGCAAUUUUGAAAUUUAUAAUCUUCGGUGUCUUUCUACCUGUUCAAAAUAGGGUGUAUAAAUAAAAUGUUUUCAUUUGCAAUAACGAAAUUAAACUAUGUAUCGCGAAACAGUUAGGAGUGGGAUUUCAUUGUGAAUAUUAAUAUUGUAUUGCAUACUAUUAACAUGUAGCCAAUGCAAGGAAAAAAAUGUUCUCAAUCUUAGUUAAUUUAAAUUGUCGAAAUUUUUUUUCCCCUCGCUAUUGAGAAAUGUGUAAACUUAUAGAUACAAAACCAAAGCUCUGAUGGCCAAGAAAAGUGUCUUGGAGUGAACAUGCCACUGGUGCCUGAUGGUGUUCCUCCACCACGAAAUUGCUGAAUAUUUGAAUUACAGUUAUAUUAUACCGUAUGUAUAGAUGCUUGAAUCGUAAAGAAAUUUGAGUUAGUUAGUUGUAUUGAGUAACCACGUCGUAAGAGUAUUAAAAAUCGCUAAUUUUCUGAAACUAUAAAUCAUGAAUUUCUUCAUUUUUUUUCACAUUUAUUCAUGGAAAAUGGAGUUUCAAACUAAUCGAAUAUUCACCUAAAUUCCCACUUACCAAAUAUCCUAAAUGACCACCCAUGUCAAUCAACUCGUAUAAGAUGAACUAUAGCUAUGAGAAUGGAAAGUUUCAGUACCACAAGUGAACUGGAGUUAGAUUUUAAUUGGAACUUUUUUUUACCAAUUUACUAAUUGGUAAUGAAUGCUAUACCUAUCCCGAAUAGUUCAGCCCUUGUACACAGGUAGGUAUUCAAACGUAACUGAUUGGUAGUGGAAAAGCUAAUAAAAGUAUUUGAAACAUCGUUUUAUUGUUACAAAAUAAUUAUUACAUGAGGUGCAAUAUUAAAACAAUUGGUAAUAAAAAUAGUAAUAAUGAGACCACAUAGCUUGCAGAUUAAUUAACGGAAUAAUUCUCAUCUAAAGUAGUAGCAAUUCUUAUACAAUUAAUCAGCAGGCGAUCCAUGAUAGGUAGUUCAGAUGGUAAAUCUUGGUCAAUUGUCUCAACUAUCAAUAUGACCACUCAAAUUGUAUUUAAAAUCUUAGAAAGAAUAGCUGGAAAUAGUAUGUACGAAACAAGUUAUAACUAAUUAAAGAAAUUAAAAUGUUCAAUGGUGGAAA
Molecule: messenger RNA, 3755 nt
Organism: Diprion similis
Lineage: Eukaryota; Metazoa; Arthropoda; Insecta; Hymenoptera; Diprionidae
Gene: Ada2b
Product: transcriptional adapter 2B
Exons: 10
Coding region: 393-1745 (450 amino acids)
Biological process (GO): regulation of transcription by RNA polymerase II; chromatin remodeling
Cellular component (GO): nucleus; SAGA-type complex
Molecular function (GO): chromatin binding; transcription coactivator activity; zinc ion binding
Source: RefSeq, a predicted model, not a curated record